Molecule: messenger RNA, 867 nt
Organism: Entrophospora sp. SA101
Lineage: Eukaryota; Fungi; Glomeromycota; Glomeromycetes; Entrophosporales; Entrophosporaceae
Source: the annotation of a GenBank genome assembly
AUGUCUGCAAAGAAAUUAGGAACACUUGUAGUUAUAGCUGUAAGAGCUAGAAAUUUAAUAUCUCGUGAAGUAUUUGGUAAAGGAAAUCCUUAUGCAACAUUUCGUAUAGGAGAUAAAGAAGAAAAAAUACCACCACAUAAAAAAGGAGGGCAGCGUCCAGAAUGGGAUAAAGAAGUUCGUUUUGAGCUUUUCGAUGUUUCACACCACAAAAAGAUGAUAGUUAAAGUUUUUAGUGAUAAACUUAUUGGAGACACAACUAUUGAUCUAGAUAAAGUCCUCACUAAUGGUGAAUGGGAUGAUAUCGUAAUAAAUAUUAAUCAACCUGUUCCUUUAAUGAAUAGCACUCAAUAUAUUUCAUCAUCAUUGAACAAUAAUAAUAGCAUUCCAUCUAUUCCUCCAAACAAUAAUAUUAACAACAACAAUCAAUAUCCUCUUCAAAUCAAUACUAAUAAUACUAAUAAUAGCAAUCAAUAUAUUCCCCAAAUUAAUAACAAUAACAACAAUCAACAUUUUCCCCAAAUUAAUAACAAUAACAGCAAUCAAUAUCCUCUUCAAUUUGACAAUAACCAAUACUCUUCUCCACUUAAUUAUAAUAGUAAUCAGUAUAUUCAUACUAAUAUCAAUAAUCAAUAUCCUCCACCAAUCAUUAAUAAUCAAUAUGUACCAAUUUCAUUAAAUAAUCCAACUUAUCCAACUAAUACAUCACCAACCUAUCCACCAAUGAAUUUGAGAUCAUCACUGCCACCACAACCACAACAACAAAACCCUAUGCAAUAUAUUCAAUAUAUUUCACCGCCAUCUAUUCAACAACAGCAAUCAUUGAGGUUACCCCCCACAGCAACAACAGCCUCCACCACCACAAAAUAA